Filobasidium floriforme is the source of this 507-nucleotide messenger RNA. RefSeq lists its product as uncharacterized. Lineage: Eukaryota; Fungi; Basidiomycota; Tremellomycetes; Filobasidiales; Filobasidiaceae. Bases 1 to 507 code for a protein of 168 amino acids. The transcript has 4 exons. The record is from RefSeq and is a predicted model, not a curated record.
AUGAUCAAGGGAUCCGCCAUUGCCAUCCUGCUAUCCCUUCUAGCUCACGCUGGAACUGCGGUAGCCCAAUCUUCAGUCCAACCCGCAGCCGUCACCCCUGUGGGGAUUCCGUCCAACUCCAGCGGGCCACCACCGGACAUCCACUUUUGUGACGGAGCAGCACAGGAGAGCAAAGACUGGUCAUUCGCCGCGUUCAAGUUCUAUAAGGCUACUUGGACCGGCGCGGACUCGAAGAGGACUGGGGGUGUGGUCGUAGACAGCCUGGUCGCUUGCACUAGUGCGUGUUGGGGCCAACGUAUGACGGUCGAACCUUGUAUGGCCGUGAACUGGAACAAAGGAACUGGGAUGUGUGAUUUCUACGCAAACAAGUUUACUGGGGUGAAGAGGUACGAGUCGAGCGAGCCUCAGAACGAUGUGGCGCUCAUGUACAGGUCUUGUCAGAACCUCGACGACCUCGGCUCGCCGGAAUGCUGCGAGAUCGGGUAUGAUCUGGACGCAUUCGUCUGA